AUGUCGGGGAGCGGCGGAGCGGUGCUGCUGUUGCUGGCAGCCGCGCUGCUUGGUGUCCCGGGAGGAGCGCAGCCGACGGGGGAAGCCGCCUGCCGACCGGUCCGCGCCUCCUUCCAGGCGCUGCAGCCCGGAGCCAAGUGGGUGCCCGAGAGCCCUGUGCCAGGCUCUGAUCUGCAAGUAUGUAUUCCCAAGGGCUCCACGUGCUGCUCGAGGAAGAUGGAGGAGAAGUACCAGGCAACAGCCCGCCUGAACAUGGAGCAGCUCCUGCAGUCUGCCAGCAUGGAGCUGAAGUUCCUGGUCAUCCAGAACGCUGCAGUCUUCCAAGAAGCCUUUGAACUCGUAGUACGGCACGCAAGAAACUUCACCAACAGCAUGUUUAGGACCUACUACCAGAGCAUGGGGCCCAAAGCUCUGAAGUUUGUUGGAGAACUUUUUACCGAUGUCUCGCUGUAUAUAUUGGGCUCUGACAUCAGUGUUAAUGACAUGAUCAAUGAAUUUUUUGACAGUUUAUUCCCUUUGGUUUACUCUCACCUGAUUAAUCCCGGCUUCCCCGAUCCCUCUGUGGAAAUGACUGAAUGCCUGCGGGCAGCCAGGAGUGACCUCAGAGUCUUCGGUAACUACCCAAAGAUGAUGAUGACGCAGGUGUCCAAGUCUCUGCAGGCCACACGAGUCUUCCUGCAGGCACUCAACCUGGGCAUUGAGGUGAUCAACACUACUGACCACUUGAAAUUCAGCAAGGACUGUGGACGAGCGCUGCUGAAGAUGUGGUACUGCUCACACUGCCAGGGGCUCCUCCUGGCCAAGCCCUGUGCCAGCUACUGUGGUGUGGUGAUGCAGGGAUGCCUGGCGGGCCUCGCAGAGAUCGAUAGCCACUGGCAAGAGUACAUCAGGUCUCUGGAGGGGCUGACCAAAGGUAUGCAUGGCAUCUAUGACAUGGAGCACGUCCUCUUGAGCCUCUUCUCCUUGGUGCGGGAUGCGAUUGUCUACGUGCAGAAGAAUGAAGGAAAGCUCUCGACAACUAUCAGCCGGUUGUGUGGCCAUGCUCAGCAGAGGCAGUAUCGAUCAGCUAAUUACCCCGAAGACCUUUUCAUUGACAAGAAAGCCCUGAAGGUGACUCCCAUCGAGCAAGAAGAAACUUUGUCAAGCAGGAGGAGGGAACUCAUUACGAAGCUGAAGUUCCACAGCAGUUUUUACAGCAGCUUGCCGGGGUAUAUCUGCAACCACAGCUCUGCUGUUCAGAACGACACUCGUUGCUGGAACGGACAAGAAGUCAUGGAGAGGUACAGUCCCCAAAUCACACGGAACGGAGCAAAAGCUCAGCCUGGCAACCAUGAGGUGAAGAUGAAAGGUCCCGAGCCAGUCGUCAGCCAGAUUAUUGACAAGCUGAAACACAUCAACCAGCUGCUCAAAGGGAUGGCUUUGCCCCGCCGAAAAGCUUCAGGCAAAACCCCAGAGGAGGAGGAGGAAAGCGGAGACUGCGACGAUGAAGAUGACUGUGGAGGAGGCUCUGGGGAUGGAGAGCUGCGAGUGAGGAACCAGCUCCGGUUCUUAGCAGAGCUGGCCUACGACCUGGACAUGGAUGACACCUCUGCAAACAAACAGCUUCUGAACCAGCAAAGCAAAGACGGAGCCGCGGUCCCCAGCAGCGACCCCGGGAGCGCAGCCCCUCGUCUCGGCCCUGCUGCAGCCAUCAUCCUGGUUCUGCCACUGCUGCUGGGCCAUGGGCCGUGAAUGCUGCUGCAGCAUCACUCUGGCGCUCUCCAGACCUGUUUUUUUUUACUGAGGAAGACAUUCAAAGCCUCUUCUGAAAUAUAUGCACAUUUCCAAAGACAGGGCAAAUGAGUCGGUUUUAUAAAAGAAUAUGGUAUCUUCAGCCCCCAAAACGCCCCCUAAAAAGCAUUUGUUCAUGGUAAACUAGUAAAUAUCUAUCAGUGACUUUUACAGGUGGUCCUGUUUAAUAUAAGAAGGUUCAUGUUAAAUUGCGUUCCUUGCAGUUUUUGAAGACUGAGGUCUCCCUUGCUGUUAAGUUGAAGGCCAUAUUUCAUCUUGGGUUGUUCAAAUGACCAUGGAGUGCAGAACAUCUACAAUUUAUGACAUGCUCUCAGCAAAUAUCAGCCCCCUGAUCCUAGUCGACUUGAUACAGAUUUUGUCUGUAGCUCAAUCAAGUUUUGUUGCUCUAAAUUCUCCCCUAGGAAUCUGAGCAGGUACAUAAUACAGAAGGGUGUGUGAAGACCGGGGAGAGAGGUCAGACAGGCAUUGCUGCUGAAGGGGAAUCGUUAUGCACCGAGAUUGCUGUGGAGAUGUGCUUGCUUUGUGGCAAGUUGCAGGUGAUUUUGCUGUUCGCCUCCCAGCAGGUCCUGUGAAGCCCAUGCCUGUGGCCAGUCCCGACCAUCAUCCCCAUGGCCCAAUGCAACGCCCUGGUUUUAUUCUUCAGAAGCAAAGCACCUCCUUUCCCACGGGAAAUCUGCAAACACAGCUCCAGCCCAAGG
Messenger RNA from Colius striatus (speckled mousebird), 2489 nucleotides. It is a transcript of the gene GPC3, whose product is annotated as glypican 3. The coding region runs from base 1 to 1731 and encodes 576 amino acids. Lineage: Eukaryota; Metazoa; Chordata; Aves; Coliiformes; Coliidae. Gene Ontology annotation, cellular component: extracellular region; plasma membrane; cell surface. The record is from RefSeq and is a predicted model, not a curated record. Gene Ontology annotation, biological process: cell migration; regulation of protein localization to membrane; positive regulation of canonical Wnt signaling pathway. The transcript is spliced from 8 exons.